AUGUUAGCUUCGUACGGUGACUUUACAGAGGUUAGGUUUCUAUGUCGCAGCGACCGCGGCACGAGUGUGAAAAGACAAAAGACCGCGCGAAAAGACCACGUAGGGAGAAACCAACGUAUUCAAGUCAGGUGCGUUUCACUAAUGGCAACGCAAGAUGGCCGCCGGUCGCUUCACUUCUCGUUACGGAUCAAGGCGCUGUGUCAGCAGUUUCCACACGGAAUCACGGAGCAGGUGAUCCAGAACGACAUGCCGCACCUGGACGGUCGGCAGAGGGCCGCCGCCAUCAACAAGCUGCUCUCUCUGGGUCUUCUGGAUCUGCUGCAAAAUAGCAACGGGCUCCUCUACAGGCUGAAGGACGCGCAGAGCGCCAGAAAGAUGAAAGGUUCCGACAACCAGGAGAAGCUCGUCUACCAGAUCAUCGAAGACGCCGGCAACAAAGGCAUCUGGAGCCGCGACAUCCGCUUCAAGAGCAACCUGCCGCUGACCGAGAUCAACAAGAUCCUCAAGAACCUCGAGAGCAAAAAACUCAUCAAAGCCGUCAAGUCGGUGGCGGCGUCCAAGAAGAAAGUCUACAUGCUGUACGACGUGCAGCCCGACCGCUCGGUGACCGGCGGCGCCUGGUACAGCGACCACGACUUUGAGUCGGAGUUCGUGGAGGUCUUGAACCAGCAGUGCUUCAAGUUCCUGCAGGGCAAGGCGGAGUCGGCGCAGGACAGCGAGCAGAGUCCCGUGCUGCGGAGGAACGCUUCCUUCGCCACCUCGCACGAAGUCUGGAAGUACAUCAGCGAGCUGGGCAUCAGCAAGGUGGACCUGUCCAUGGACGACACGGAGACCAUCCUGGACACGCUGGUGUACGACGGCAAGGCGGAGAUGAAUGUGAUGGUGGCCAAGGAGGACACGCCGGGCAGCGUCGACGGCCGCAUCAAGCUGUACCGCGCCGUCCGCCCCCUGGCGCCGCCCACCGGCCUGGUCAAGACGCCCUGCGGACUCUGCCCGGUGUUCGACAACUGUUGCGAAGGCGGCGAGAUUUCGCCGUCCAACUGCGUCUACUUGGACCAGUGGCUGGAUUUCUGACGCCGUGGUCCUGGCAAAAGCGCUCGUCGAUGAAGUCGACGCUCUCAAAUCUUUUGCUCGUGAUGCUUUUCGGCCGCCCGAUUGGCGUGCGCUUUGUUCAAGGCGGAUUUCGCAGAAUCGUCGUCGAGGAUCAAAGCGAGCUGCGCCAAUGCCAUGACGGCGACGACGAAUCUCUUAGCCCGUUCAGGCCAAGCUUCUGCCAUAGGAAAUACCUUUUCCGAGC
Molecule: messenger RNA, 1297 nt
Organism: Hippocampus zosterae (dwarf seahorse)
Lineage: Eukaryota; Metazoa; Chordata; Actinopteri; Syngnathiformes; Syngnathidae
Gene: polr3f
Product: polymerase (RNA) III (DNA directed) polypeptide F
Exons: 9
Coding region: 1-1074 (357 amino acids)
Biological process (GO): transcription by RNA polymerase III
Cellular component (GO): RNA polymerase III complex
Source: RefSeq, a predicted model, not a curated record